CAAUUAUCCGGAAAGAGCCGAAGAGCCAGCGCCGCCAUUGCUCCGCCUCCUAACCGUCAGUGUGCCAGGAAGGAGGGCGUGAGUUAGCCGCUGAAUGACUGGCGGACAGGCGGCGCUGCGGACGGCGUGGACGGGACAGGACAGCCUGUGGAACAUUUACUAUCCUGGCGGCGCAUGUUGUUUCAACAAUUGACGUGAGGACGGCCUUGGUCGGAACGCGAGGGCGGUGUUGUGUUGUCGCGGGUUGAUGGGCCCAGGAGCGAGCAAGACAGAAAAGUAAACAUCUUUUCAGGACUUUUUAAAGAUCGCAAUAAUUCCGUUGGCAUGACACAUGCUGGACUGAGUGCAUCGACGUGUUGUCCAGGUUUUGAAUGAGGGCCAAUCACGUUUGCUAUUCAAAUACAGGCUUAUGUCAGUGACCUACAUCUCAUGUCUGUGCGCCAAGAGCCCGCAGUCUCCUCGGCGCUAGACCAGAGCCCACAGUCUCCUCGGCGCUAGACAUGGGCAAGGAUCAGGUGCUGCCGCCAAGCGGAGAGUCCGAGACUGAAGACGAUGCUAGUCUAGAAGUGGGUCCGAGGAAAGAUGAGCCAGCAGCUGGCAGCGAGGGCAAAGUCCCGCAGGAGGACGGCAAAGUCCCGCAGGAGGACAGCAAAGUCCCGCAGGAGGACAGCAGCGUCCAGCUGAUCGACACCGACUGCGAGCCCAUCUCAUGCCCGGGUCUCGAAGCGGACCCGGCGGUUCCAGUGGACAGGCACGGCGCAGGAUUCGUGCCCCCCGAAGGAGGUUUUGGCUGGCUGGUGGUUCUGGCAGCAACCUGGUGCAAUGGGUCCAUCUUUGGAAUUCAGAACUCUUUUGGCAUCCUGCACUUGAUGCUGGUGAAGGAGCAUGCGGACCCGGACGACCAGACGUCCCAGUUCAAAGUGGCCUGGGUCGGGGCUCUGGCCAUGGGCAUGAUCUUCUUCUGUUCACCGGUGGUCAGCAUGUUCACCGACCACUUUGGCUGUCGGACAACGGCGGUCAGUGGGGCGGUGCUGGCGUUCAUUGGACUGCUGAGUACAUCUUUUGCAAACUCCCUGAGCCUGCGUUAUUUCACUUAUGGCAUCCUGUUUGGCUGUGGAUCCUCCUUCGCCUUCCAGCCCUCUUUGGUCAUCCUGGGCCACUACUUUCGCCGGCGCCUUGGCUUGGCCAACGGUGUGGUGACGGCGGGUGCCAGCCUCUUCUCCAUGGGUCUCCCUGUGUUGCUGGACAAGGUGGUGGAGCCGCUGGGACUCAGCAGGACCUUCCAGAUCCUCAGCCUCUUCAUGCUUGUGCAAGCCUUUCUGGCACUGACAUUUAAGCCAUUGCUACCGGCCGGACAUGGCAUGGGACCACCAGGCAGCGCUGAGUCUCCAACACAGCCAGGGACCACUGCUCAGAGCGCAAAGUGGUGGAAUAAGGCCUCGGCGGGGGUCAGAAAGUACUUUAACCUGAGAGUUUUCCGCAUACUCACUUACCGUGUUUGGGCAUUUGGAGUUGCUACAGCUGUAUUGGGCUACUUUGUGCCUUACAUCCAUCUGAUGAACUUUGUACAGGAGCAGUUCAAGGGCACGGAGAAAGAAUGGCUGCUCCUGGUGUGCAUCGGAGCUUCUUCAGGGGUGGGACGGCUCGCUUUUGGCAAGAUCGGAGACCUUAUUCCUGGCCUGAAGAAGAUCUACAUGCAGGUGGUGUCCUUCAUGGCCCUGGGUCUGAUGUCUAUGAUGAUCCCUCAAUGUGCCGUCUUCGAGGGGCUGGUGGUGGUGUGCAUUUUCCUGGGCCUGUGUGACGGGUGCUUCCUCACCAUGAUGGCCCCCAUAGCGUUUGAGCUGGUGGGGCCCAUGCAGGCCUCGCAGGCCAUAGGUUACCUGCUGGGCCUCAUGUCUCUGCCAAUGACCGCAGGGCCGCCCAUCGCUGGUCUCCUCCAUGAUUAUUUUGGCAACUACUUGGUGGCCUUCUCCCUGGCCGGCGUGCCCCCCAUGGUGGGAGGGGUGGUGCUGUUCUUUGUGCCCCUCAUACACCGCCCACUGCAGACGGCAGAAAGGGAGGCCGACGCCCCCAUGUUGGCCGACGCCCCCAAGAGCUGCUCCAACGGAGACCUGCUGCCUGGCUACACUGACCUAGAAACACAUAUUUGACUGGAGCUGUGUGGAAACACUGGAGGGACCAUCACUUUGCGUGACCUUUGACCUCCUUGACACUGGUUGAUAACCAUGAGAAGGUCAGACAUGAUGCUAGCCCCAGAGAGCUCACAGGAAGACCUCCAAGAGGAAGAGACUACAUUGCUAGUUUAGAUCUCACAACCUAGACAUGUUUGGGAAAUCCACAUUUAACAUUGUAGAUAUCAAUUAUAGCAGUGGUCCCCAACCUUUUUGUAGCUGCGGACCGGUCAACGCUUGAUAAUUUGUCCCACGGAACGGGGCACACAUGAUUGUAUUUCUUUUUUUUCAUAAAGAAAUACAAUCAUGUGUGCUUACGGACUGUAUACCUGCAGACUGUAUUGAUCUAU
This is a messenger RNA of Entelurus aequoreus (snake pipefish), 2521 nucleotides long. It is a transcript of the gene slc16a2, whose product is annotated as solute carrier family 16 member 2. The coding region runs from base 501 to 2150 and encodes 549 amino acids. Gene Ontology annotation, molecular function: monocarboxylic acid transmembrane transporter activity; thyroid hormone transmembrane transporter activity. The record is from RefSeq and is a predicted model, not a curated record. The transcript is spliced from 7 exons. Gene Ontology annotation, biological process: transmembrane transport. NCBI's taxonomy places the organism in Eukaryota, Metazoa, Chordata, Actinopteri, Syngnathiformes, Syngnathidae.